Molecule: messenger RNA, 1164 nt
Organism: Chaetomium globosum CBS 148.51
Lineage: Eukaryota; Fungi; Ascomycota; Sordariomycetes; Sordariales; Chaetomiaceae
Exons: 2
Coding region: 1-1164 (387 amino acids)
Source: RefSeq, a predicted model, not a curated record
AUGGCAGACGCCUACCUCAUCCGGGUCACCGCCGGACCCAACUACGACCCGGCCUCGCACGUCGAGAUCCCGGUCAACGACCCGCGCCCGGUCCGCGUCGUCGCCAACGCCCUGCUCGACGCCGACCUGUGCGUGCGUGUCCACAACUACCGCGGCCUGCCCCGUGCGGCGCCCAAGACGUCGCCGUAUUUUGAGCAGGAGCCGCAUGGAUAUAAUGGGGAUCAGUAUUCGAUUGCGCUGAGGUUUCGGUUGAAGAGGCCGGGUGGGGGUGGUGAGGGGGUGGAUAAGGGGCGUGGGGAUGAUAAGGUGGGUGAGGGAGAGGGUGAGGAUGAACUGGGGGUUGAUGAGGAAGGGGAAGCGAAGCCGGAUGGGGUGCUGGGAACGGAUCUGCAGUUCGGCAACGACUUCGAUCACCCCAUCCGCGACCGCCUGCCGCCUGGGUUUGGCACGGCGAUGAACAUCGUCAAGUGGUGGAUCGAUCCCGGGCUGGAAGGAGACCCAUACGCUGACGUGCCCUACCUCUACGGCCCCGCCUUGAGUUCCUUCAAUGCGGUCCAUGUCGGUGAGGGCGAGGAGGACGAAGCGAAGGGCGGGUUGUGGUUCGAGGAAGGGGGCGACGAGGCGGGGAAGGAGUGGCGAAAAGAGCUCGGCGCGCCGGACGAUCCGAAGCAGAGGAUGAAGUGGGCUUUAAAGACGGAGAAUAAGGAAAAGUGGACGUGGGAGUAUGAGAGGGCGUACGGCGUCGAUUUCUUCAAUCCGUACAUCGACUUCAACGAGUUCGCGUUGCGGCUCCCGGGGUUCAACCUGCCGAUCAUGAAGUACUGGGAUGGGCAAGGGUUGAGGCAUCACCGCAAACGCUCACACCAGCUCAGAUACGUGCUACGAAACCGCUCGACUGGGCAGGUUUAUCUCGUUGUGCUGUUCACCCUGCACUUGGCUGAAGACGUGAACGAGGAUGGUACGCUGAAGCCUGCCGCGCUGGAGGCUAUGAAACGGGGUCAGGGGCAAAAACAACAGCCGUUCCUCGGACCCGAGUCAGACCUGGAGCUUGAACCUGACGAGGAAGACUUUAAUGAAGAGGAGGCUUUGAGCGAGGCAAGACGGAAAUUGUCAGGGGUGGAUUUGGAAGGGGAAAGCGGGACAAAGGCGGAUGAUGUAGAUUGA